AUGGCAAUCAUUUUUCAAGUCUUUAUUGAGAGAAAUCAUCAAUGUUAAUUAAAAUGUAUAUAAGGAUGUAAGAAAUGUACUUAUGGUAUUUAUUAUGAUGACUGUCCAAAUGGAGAAAUGAAUAUUGAUGGUAUUUGCUAUUCAAUUUGUAGUGAUGAGAAUAAAAUAUAGUUUGAUGGAUGCUUUAAUUGUAAAUUUCAUCAGCAUUGUGUUAUUUUUUUUUGAGGGAAUUUUUUAUGAAUGCUAGUAAUACUAUAAAUGAUUAAUAGUGCAUUUUAUGAUGGCUGUGGUACAGAAAUAAAAUUUUACUAUGAAUAAUUUGAUUAUUACAAUCUAAUAGAUGAUGAUGGCUGCUCCUCUAAUUGUAAGAUUGAGGUUGAUUAUAAGUGUUAAGAAAAAUUAUAGUUACUUUGA
Messenger RNA from Paramecium pentaurelia, 414 nucleotides. The record is from the annotation of a GenBank genome assembly. NCBI's taxonomy places the organism in Eukaryota, Ciliophora, Oligohymenophorea, Peniculida, Parameciidae.